UCCCUUGGCUAGAAGCUCGGAUAACAAAGGCAGAUUGAGAAUAGCAGUCAUCCCGGCAGCAUCUAAAGCUUGUACCAGUAGCAGCAAGGCCUCUGAAGUCAGCAAGAAAUGGAGCUUGAUUUUGGUCACUUCGAUGAGAGGGAUAAGACUUCCAGGAAUGCACGAACAUCUCGAAUGAAUGGGUUGCCCAGUCCCACCCACAGUGCCCACUGCAGCUUCUACAGAACCCGUACUUUGCAGGCUCUGAGUAACGAGAAGAAAGCCAAAAAGGUCCGGUUCUACCGUAAUGGAGAUCGCUACUUCAAGGGAAUAGUGUAUGCCGUAUCCCCUGACCGCUUCAGAAGUUUCGACGCACUGCUGGCUGAUUUGACCAGGUCACUUUCUGAUAAUAUUAACCUUCCUCAAGGCGUUCGCUAUAUCUACACCAUUGAUGGAAUAAACAAGAUUUGCAGCAUGGACGAGCUAGAAGAAGGUGAAAGCUAUGUUUGCUCUUCUGACAACUUUUUCAAGAAGCUUGAAUACACCAAGAAUGUAAAUCCCAACUGGUCUGUCAACGUGAAGACCUCUGCAGCUCUAAAAAGCCCACAGUCCCUCGGGAGCUGUAACAACCAAUCCAGGGAGAACAAAGACUUUGUGCGUCCCAAGUUGGUAACAAUUAUCCGCAGUGGAGUGAAACCCCGCAAAGCUGUGCGUGUUCUCCUGAACAAGAAGACAGCCCAUUCCUUUGAACAAGUCCUCACUGACAUCACAGAUGCUAUUAAACUGGAGACAGGAGUGGUCAAAAAGCUGUAUACCCUGGAUGGGAAACAGGUCACCUGUCUUCAUGAUUUCUUCGGGGAGGAUGAUGUAUUUAUUGCCUGUGGACCAGAGAAAUUUCGAUAUGCCCAAGAUGAUUUUUCUCUUGAUGAAAACGAGUGCCGGGUAAUGAAAGGGACUCCAGUUCCCCAAGCCAAGCCCACCUCCAGUUCUCUGAAAAGUGCAGCUAAAAGUCCUGCACCAACACGCCGCAGUAAAUCACCUGCUGAUUCAGCUAAUGGGACAUCAAGCAGUCAGUUGUCCACGCCCAAAUCCAAGCAGUCUCCGAUCUCUACCCCGACCAGUCCAGGAAGUCUUCGCAAACACAAGGACCUGUACCUUCCCCUCUCUCUGGAUGACUCCGACUCUCUUGGGGAUUCCAUGUAAAAGUCUACAGUAUAACAUGUCCCAGUUCGUAGGACCGCAUAGUGGAUAGAAGCAGACCGGGCACAUUGGUGCUUUCUUAACUAAGGAUACAGUUACAGCUUUCACUGUUACAUUUUUAUAAUUAUUUCUGUCAUUUAUUGUUUGUGCCAUAAAUCCAUGUGACCCAAUCUGGCAAGGGUGAUCAACAUUUGUUUUAUAGUGAUGAAGCAGGCUUCAAAUUUAUGUUUAUGCAACGUGUGUCAUUUUUUGAGUUAUUUUGUUACACAACAUUGUGCUCUACAAGCUGAUGACCGUGUUAUCGUUAACAACCUGUAUAACACAAAUAGCUGGUUAAGUUUAGUAAGUUAAAGAAAACAACUUAACAGUAAAGUACACAUGUAAGUGUAAUGGGGAAUGUUUAGUGUGUAGAUUAUACUGCUGGUUAUGUGUGUAAUUUUGUAUUCUAUUGAAGGUAACUAAACGGAUUACCUCUUUGUUAAUUUAUAAAUCCCAAUAAUAAUGAGAUUGAAAUUUGUUGCAAGGUCUUUAAAGAAAGUCUCUUUAUAUCAGAACUUGGGUGAGAUAUAGUAUAGGCACCAUUCCAUAAAAGGUACAUAUACGACUAGAUGUAAAAAUGUCAGAUAAAUCAAAUAGGGGUUGAAAUUUAAAAGUCAGAUGAUGUUUGGGUGAAUUUGGUCGCUAGCAAAAAGUUGAAUUGCUAGAACCAAUCUAAAAUUAACUGCAGAUUUAUGGAAACAGCUGAUAAUUUGACUGU
This is a messenger RNA of Pelobates fuscus (common spadefoot toad), 1936 nucleotides long. RefSeq names its product doublecortin (gene DCX). Gene Ontology annotation, molecular function: microtubule binding. The record is from RefSeq and is a predicted model, not a curated record. The coding region runs from base 109 to 1182 and encodes 357 amino acids. The transcript is spliced from 7 exons. Lineage: Eukaryota; Metazoa; Chordata; Amphibia; Anura; Pelobatidae. Gene Ontology annotation, biological process: axoneme assembly; neuron migration; intracellular signal transduction. Gene Ontology annotation, cellular component: microtubule; microtubule organizing center; neuron projection.